Messenger RNA from Anoplopoma fimbria (sablefish), 918 nucleotides. It is a transcript of the gene drgx, whose product is annotated as dorsal root ganglia homeobox. Gene Ontology annotation, molecular function: DNA-binding transcription factor activity, RNA polymerase II-specific; RNA polymerase II transcription regulatory region sequence-specific DNA binding. Gene Ontology annotation, biological process: regulation of transcription by RNA polymerase II. Bases 1 to 918 code for a protein of 305 amino acids. The record is from RefSeq and is a predicted model, not a curated record. NCBI's taxonomy places the organism in Eukaryota, Metazoa, Chordata, Actinopteri, Perciformes, Anoplopomatidae. The transcript is spliced from 6 exons.
AUGUUCUACUUCCACUGUCCGCCUCAGCUGGACGGAGAGUGCUGUCGCUCCAACACAUUGAAUUCAAGUGGCUUUGGCAACCACGCCCCGGCUGAUUUUGAUGAUGGAUUUCUACGUAGAAAACAGCGCAGAAACAGAACAACAUUUACUUUGCAACAGCUGGAGGCUUUGGAGGCCGUCUUCGCUCAGACUCACUACCCUGACGUGUUCACCCGGGAGGAGCUGGCCAUGAAGAUCAACCUGACCGAGGCCAGGGUGCAGGUUUGGUUUCAGAAUCGCAGAGCAAAGUGGAGGAAGACAGAGAGAGGGAGCGCAGAUCCUGAAGCAGGGAAAGAGCAGAUGAAUGACGGCACUCCUCCAUCUCGCAGCCUCAACUCUCAGUCCCCAGUGGACCACAGCAGAAAGCAGAAAGAACCAAUGGAGAUGCAGCAGAGUAUGAACAGGACAGUGGGUCCAAGCGGUCCGUUCUUCCCAUCCUGUAUACCCGGCACACUCCUCAACUCUGCCACCUAUGCCCAGGCCCUCUCACAGGUCGCCACACUGAAAGGUAAUGGCUUAUGCUCCUGCUGUGUUUCUGACCCCAUGGGCUUGUCCUUCCUGCCGCCCUACGGUUGUCAGGGAAACCGCACAGCCAGCGUGGCCGCCCUGCGCAUGAAGGCCCGUGAGCACUCGGAGGCUGUGCUGCAGUCUGCCAACCUGCUCAGUGCGGCCACUGGGACCGGUGCCGGCGUGGGAGUCCUGUCUGGAGUCGGCAUGGGCCCAUCUGGGGUGGCGAGGCCCACAGUGGGUUCUGCCAUCGAGGCAGUGGGAAGAGUGGGAGACAGAUCCAGUCCCAGCCCGGCCACCAAGAUCCCAGUCCUGGGUAGCCUUCCUGACAAACACCCUCACUGCUCCAAGGAACAACUGGAGAAAAAGUGA